AGAAGACGAAGAAGAAUAAUCUUUUUUUUUGUGGGCGUAACAUGGGCGGAUCCGAAAUACAGUCAAUCGGGGCUCUGUUCGAUUACUUUGAAGUUUGAUCCACCCUGUCUUCCUCGAGGUGUACAUCUUCAUAUAUAACGUCAAUCAAUGGUGCACACACUAAUCUGUAUGAAAGCAGAAAGGUGAAAGGAAGGUUUCAACAUAUUCAUGUCUCUCGCAGGUCUGUGACUGCUCCAAUGAAUGUAUGGAUUGCUCAAAAGGAAGGACAGUAAAAGUUUGUCAACGGAGCCUGCUGGAAAGCUUCUUCACGCCUACUUUACAGAAUUCUCGCUUUCUUCCUCUGGCUAGUGGUUGUCCAUGCAAGGUAUGCUACAGUGAAGUGGGACGCACCCAAUGAUUUAUAUACGCACCCGUUCUUUGUUUAUGUCUAGCUAGCUAGCGGUAAAGUAGCUUACUAUUAUAGUAAGCUAUGCAUGUCAUCGAAACCUGUCCGUUUUUAUUGAAAUGUUUGUGACCCUACCAAGUGUAAUGGUGUCACUUUUAAUAUUCAGCCAACAAUUCAGUUCAGUCUUAUUGCUACAGUUACUAAUGUAUCAUGCUUACGUUAGCCUAGGCUAAUCCUGUGUGAAACUAACACUGGCCGGCUAAAUUGAUUUAUUCUCUAUGUCCGCCAUCCCGGCAGCUGUGCUAAUAAUGACGUGUUUUUCGUCUGUAGGUACGCAAUGUCCAGCUCUGAUCCAGUGGUUAGUGCUGCAGGUUCGGUGGUGUCGGACCCUCAACACUCUCAGAAACUUCUCAAGGCCCUUCGCUCCUUCUGGAUAGAACAAUGCUUCCAAGAUGCAGUGUUAGUACUGGACGGGGAAAGGAUUCCAGUCCAGAAAAACAUUUUGGCUGCGGCUAGUCCAUAUAUCAGGUAAUCAGCUAUGGCUUUUGACAAGCCAUGGUUUAAAAAAAUGUUGACAGGGCUAAUGUUGUGACAUUGUUUCCAGCUGUCAAGGGUGUGUCCCAGUGUCCCACUCGGUGCUGGCAGACUGUCAGUGCCUUUUCCUGUCAUUCUGAUACAGUAUUCUGACAUAUCCCAUAGAACAAAACUGAACUACAACCCUCCAAAGGAAGAUGGAUCCAUGUACACCAUUGAGCUCCAAGGAAUCUCUGUCAAUAUCAUGAAGCAGAUCUUGGACUUCAUCUUUAGUGGGGAGGUGAGCAGUAUGCAAAUCUGUAGUGGGCCUACAAUGAAGUGAACACAAGUGAGAUGGGUCAGAUUCAUUAAAACUGACCAGUAUGUGUGAUUCUUAUACUGGUUUUUAAAUUGCCAAUACCGAUAUUGUCCGGUAGGUUAUAUGCCUAACUCUUUUGAGAGAAUCCAUUUUCAUAUCUGUUUUAGAAUUAUAUAAUAUUCAAAAACAUAUUAUGAUACCUAGAACAAUCCUGAUGUUACACUUCUCCUUCCAUCCCGCUCCUUGUUGUCUGUGUGUAGAUCAGUCUGAGUGAGGACACCAUUCAGGACAUGGUCCAGGCCGCUGACCUGCUGCUCCUGACAGACCUGAAGUCCCUGUGCUGCCAGUUUCUGGAGAGCUGCAUUGCUGCAGAGAACUGCAUUGGGAUCCGGCUUUUCUCUCUACAUUACUGCCUGCACCAUGUUCACCAUGCUGCCACAGACUUCCUUCAGACACAUUUCUGUGAUGUGGCCGCCACGGAGGAGUUCAGGGAGUUACCCCCAGACCGGCUGUGCGAGAUCCUGUCGAUGGAGAAGCUCAACGUGGGCAAUGAGAAGCAUGUCCUGGAGGCUGUGGUGCGCUGGCUCGGCCAUGACCUGGAGGAACGGAGGGUGAGGGCCUGUUCUACUACUAGGGUGGUGGUGGUGGUACUGCCCUUGAUUCUGUCUGUCAGAAAACAACCUCUUUAGUAUUAGACAUCUGCCUAAAGCAUGGCUGCAAAUGUAGAAUUACAACUACAAUUAUGGUCGGAGACUACUAAAUAAUUUGAAGGAAUGUGUUUUUCGCACACAAUUUGCCUAUGCAUUACUAUUGGCCUCUUAGCUCAUCCCCUGAGUAACAUCUUCUUGAUCCCUCCCAGGUGCACAUGAAAGAGGUGAUGUCAUCGGUGUGGAUCCAGGGGCUGGACCAGGGUUACAUGAGGGAGCAGAUGUUGGGAGAGCCCGUGAUGAGGGAGGUGAUCCGGGAGUACUGCAAUGCUCCACUGGGGGGCGCUGCACUGCAGGGCGAGGCUCUUCUAGCCGCCUUCAAACCUCGUGGCUACUCAGAGUGCAUUGUCACUGUAGGGGGGGAGGAGAGAGGGUGAGUAUUUGCUAAGUUGCUCUGGGAUGAUGUCCAGACAAAUGUCUACAUGCUGUUGAAUGUGUACAGUGCUUUCAGAAAGUAUUCAUACCCCUUAACAUAUUCCACAUUUUGUUGUGUUACAACCUGAAUUCAAAAUGGAUUUUUUAAAAAUUAUCCUCACCCAUCUAUAAACAAUACCCCAUAAUAAUGACAAAGUGAAAACAUGUUUUUAGAAAUGUUUGCAAAUUCAUGGAAAAUUAUUACAGAAAUAUCUCAUUUACAUAAGUAUUCACACCCCUGAGUCAAUAGUUUUUAGAAGCACCUUCAGCAGCGAUUACAGCUGAGAGUCUUUCUGGGUGAGUCUCAAAGCGCUUUCCAAACCUGGAUUGCCAUUAUUCUUUAUCAACAUUCUUCAAGCUCUGUCAAAUUGGUUUUUGAUCAUUGCUAGACAACCAUUUUCAGGUCUUGCCAUAGAUUUUCAAGCAGAUUUAAGUCGAAACUGUAAUUUGUCCACUCAGGAACAUUCACUGUCUUCUUGGUAAGCAACUCCAGUGUAGAUUUGGCCUUGUGCUUUAGGUUAUUGUCCUGCUGAAAGAUGAAUUCAUCUCCCAGUGUCUGGUGGAAAGCAGACUGAACCAGGAUUUCCUCUAGGAUUUUGCCUGUGCUUAGCUCCAUUCCGUUUCUUUUUUUAUCCUGAAUAACGCCCCAGUCCUUAACAAUGACAAGCAUACCCAUAACAUGAUGCAGCCACCACUAUGCUUGAAAAUAUGGAGAGUGGUACUCAUAACACUUUGUUAUCAGGGAAAGGUUAAUUGCUUUGCCACAUUUUUUGCAGUGUUACUUUAGUGCCUUGUUGCAAACAGGAUGUAUGUUUUGGAAUAUUUGUAUUCUGUACAAGCUCCCUUCUUUUCACCCUGUCAAUUAGGUUAGUAUUGUGGAGUAACUACAUUUACAUUUACAUUUUAGUCAUUUAGCAGACGCUCCUAUCCAGAGCGACAUAGAGUUAGUGAGUGCAUACAUUUUUUAAUUUACAUUUUUAUACUAGGCAAGUCAGUUAAGAACAAAUUCUUAUUUACAAUGACGGCCUACACCGGCCAAACCCGGACGACACUGGGCCAGUUGUGCGCCGCUCUAUGGGACUCCCAAUCACGGCCUGGAAUCGAACCAGGGGGUCUGUAGUGACGCCUCAAGCACUGAGAUGCAGUGCCUUAGACCGCUGCGCCACUCGGGAGCAACAACAAUGUUGUUGAUCUGUCCUCAGUUUUCUCCUUUCACAGCCAUUAAACUCUAACUGUUUUAAAGUCACCAUUGGCCUCAUGGUGAAAUCCCUGAGCGGUUUCCUUCCUCUCUGCCAACUGAGUUAGGAAGGAUGCCUGUAUCUUUGUAGUGACUGGGUGUAUUGAUACACCAUCCAAAGUGUAAUUAAUAACUUCACCAUGCUCAAAGGGAUAUUCAAUGUCUGCUUAUUAUUAUGAUUAUUAUUUUAUUUAUUUUUUAUCUACCAAUGGGUGCAUUGGAAAACCUUCCUGGUCUGUGACUUGUUAAGCAUGUUUUUACUCCUGAAUUAAUUUAGGCUUGCCAUAACAAAGGGGUUGAUUACCUCAAUUAAUUUGUAAAAGUUUCCAAAAACAUCAUUAUACUUUGAGAUUAUGGGGUAGUGACAAAAAAUCUCAAUUUAAUCAAUUUUAAAUUCAGGCUGUAACACAGCAAAAUGUGGAAAAAGUCAAGGGGUGUGAAUAUUUUCUGAACAUUGAUUCUAAUUUUGCAAUAUGCUGUGGUUUUGUGCACAUGCUUGAUAGAUAAACAGUUUGUAAUGGAAAUUCAUGCAAAACAUUCAGAUAACUGCAAGUUAUGACAAGCAAGAAGAGAAUGUAUUAAGGAAAGGAAGGGUAAAAACUGAGAAUAGUGUGGUUGAUCUACUGAUAGAGCACUGAGAGAUUGAGGAGCCUCUAGACAAGUAAGUAAAGUUGAAGGGGUGUUAUGGUGACACACAGACAGAGGAUGAGGUUAGAGAAGGAGCCAGUGUGUCAGAGAUAAAACCAACAGGACUGACCACAAUUUACAUCCUGUUAUCUGGUUCCUGUUUAGAACGAGGAAGCCGUCAGCCAUGGCGCGCUGCAUGUGUCCACUCUAUGACCCAAACCGCCAGCUGUGGAUCGAGCUGGAACCAAUGAGCAUUGGGCGAAUAGGGCAUGGGGUGCUGGCAGCAGGUUGGUAUUGGAUCCAGACCCAGUUUUACUGUUACAUAUGCACAUACUUAUACACAGUGCAGUCUUCAUGGCAGCUAAUGAUUAGUUGAUAGCGCCAACAAUUCUCAUGUAAGGCAAACCCAACCUAGUCUUAGUGAUCAACAAUGGAUUAACCCCAUUUUUGUCCUCUCAGAGGGCCAUCUCUUUGUGAUGGGUGGCAUGGAUGAAACCAAGACAGUCCUUAGCAGUGGAGAGAAAUAUGACCCAAACACAAACACUUGGACCCCCAUUCCUUCCAUGAAACAGGUAUUCUACUACUCCACACAACCUAAAAACUGCAAAGUUUUUUUCUUUGCAAUCCUUUUAACCUUUUCAUUAGCACCAUUCAACCCACUUAUUUCAUAGGCAUUUCAAGUGUAUCAUUUGAAGUUCUCACUUCAAUUGGUUAUGUAGACCAAAUAAAUGUAUUCCACUAAACCAAGGGAUUAUUGUGGUAUGUACUGGUACAUACAUUACACUUUUUUAUUUAAUCUAUCAAAUGUUCCAUCUAUCUUUUUUACUUGUAUACUCCCACUGGUAGCCAUUUUUUGUUUUGUUCGUCUCUAACCUGCUAAAAUGUGUUAUAGUUCCGAGUGAUGCCACCAGGGUUCAGUAUUGCCCAGUAUUAUUGAGGCUUCUGCCAUUUGUUUGGUCAGGCGAGGCAGAACUUUGGUGUUGCAGAGCUGGAUGGGGUGAUCUAUGUGUUGGGAGGAGAGGAAGAGGACAAGGAGCUCCUGACUGUGGAGGUGUUCGACCCUCACUACAACACCUGGACCACACAAACCAGCAUGACCAUGGUCCGCAAGGUGAGACAUGAACAUUUCCGGCUUCCAACUGAAAUGUAUAACAAACACAUUCACAAAUUGCAACCUCUCCAAAUCUCUCACCACUUGCCCAACGAUCUCUCCUCUCCUCAGGUUGGCUGCUAUGCCACCAUGAAAAAGAAGAUCUAUGCCAUGGGUGGUGGGUCAUAUGGAAAGCUGUACGACUCAGUAGAAUCUUAUGACCCAAAGACCCAGCAGUGGACUGCAAUCUGCCCUUUGAAAGAGAGAAGGUACAUAAUCAACUCAGUAGUUUGAAUUUGAAAAAAUAUGAAUAUACAGUAUAUGCAGUGGGGUCCAAAAUUGACACCCUUGAUAAAAAUUAGAAAAAAAUACUAUAUAAAAUAAAUAAUUCCAAUACUGAGCUAUAUUGUAUGCAAAAUAUUUAUUUUAUACUAAUACAAUUGCUCAGAAAAAUUGAUUUUGUUUAACAAAAUCAAUUUCAAUUACUUUCAAUAUCUCACCUUGCGAGGAUAAUGGCACUGAGCCUUUUUCUAAAAUGUUUUAUGAGUUGGAGAACACAUUGGGAGGGAUCAUAGACCAUUCCUCCAUACAGAAUUCUUCGUAUGGUGGUGUGCAUGGCCAAAGAGCUCCAUUUUCAUGUCAUCCAACAAAUGUAAAUGCAUGGAGUUUGCUAAACGGCAUUGGCACUUGGAUUGGAACUGGUGCUUUGGUCAGAUGACAUGAAAAUAGAGCUCUUUGGCCACGCACACCAGUGGUGGGUUUGGCGUCGAAAUGAGAAUGCAUGAGCAGAAAAGAACCCCAUAUCUACUGUAAAAUAUGGUGGUGGAUCUUUGAUGUUAUGGGGCUAUUUUGCUUGCACUGGUCCUAGAGCCCUUGUUAAAAGCCCAGUGUAGUCAAAAACAUGAUUUUUUUUUAUGUGUUUUAUAUUAUAUUGUACAACAAAAAUGUGAUCAGAGUUAUUUCCUGAUAUUUGCGGAUAGAAAAUACCAUCUGCAUAGGACCUUCUAAUCAGCAGGUUUGCAAGGUGGGAGUUUCGGCUUUCCAUGGUGACAUCCGUUCCAAACCUCUCUACCAAUAACAGCUAGUUUUCUGUUCUCCCCUCCCCACUCAGAACACUCCCAGAUAGUGAGAAAUCGUUUUUUGCUAAAAAGCUAUUUUUGCCAAUUUUCAUGGAACUCUAUUACAGUAACUAGGUUUCCAUCCAAUUGGCGACAGAUUUUCAUGCAAAUAUUCAAAAAUCUGCAUAAAGCAAAAAAAAUUGCUUUUUCCCAAACAGUGGUGUUCCUCCAAACUGGACUUGUUGCAGAUACAAAAUCUGUGCGUGAUGACAGUGCACACAAUUAUUAUUUUAUUGCUUAAGUUUUUAUUUACCAAAUAAAAAUCUAAUGCUCAAUGUGUUUCCAUUGCAUUUCAACUCUACUGAUAGUUUUCUCACAAACUUUUGCGUUAAAUAGCAAAUGUGUCUACUCUGGUCUUGGCACGUGCGUGCUAGCCAACAGCUCACAGAUACAGUGCGGCUAGGCUAGUCUACAUGAUGAGAUUAUGGGUAAUUAUUUGUCAAAUGGCAGUCAAGCAUCGAUCAUCAUGUCACCAGAAUAAGACCCUCAACAUUUAUUGGAAAGGCGCAUCAAGCUCAUACCGUGCACUUUCACCACCCUGUGAAGUUCAUCAUAACUUAUUUAAUCUGUAGCCUAAUUUAAACUGCAUGGUUUCCCCGAGUCGUAGUGCGAGGAUCACACACCAUGUCAUCGUGUGACUCCAACUUUACUUCGAUAUGAUGGUUGUUAUAUCAAUAUUUGCGCAUAAAGGCGUUUCCACCACCAUUUCUUGCAUAAUACAUUUUACAGACAAAAUCCCAUAUUGUCGAACAAACAAAUUAUCUGUCUGCAUCUAUGAAAUUGUACUGAAACUUCCUGUUUCCAUCACAGCUGUCGUGAUUUUCUUUUAUAUGGUAUAACUUUACUCACAUAAAAACUGUAGAUGGAAAUGUGGUUAGUAAGGUAUUUAAUUGCUACCCAGUAAUGAUUUGAUAUUGAUAUAGAAAUGUCUGCAUUGGGUCAACUGCAUCAUUAACUUUACCCAGUACCAGGAUAUUUUAGCCAAAAACCUGGUUGCCUCUGCCAGGAGGCUGAAACUUGGCUGCAAGUGGAUCUUCCAGCAAGACUAUAACCCCAAGCACACAUAAAAAUCCACAAAGAAAUUGUUAAUUGGCCCCAAAAUCAACAUUUUGCAAUGGCCAUCUCAGUCUCUGGACUUGAAACCCAUUGAAAACCUGUGGUUUGAAUUGAAGAGGGCAGUCCAUAAGUGCAGACGAAGGAUAUCAAUGAUCUGGAAGGAGUCUGUAUGGAGGAAUAGUCUAAGAUCCCUUCCAAUGUGUGCUACCACUCAUAAAACAUUUUACAAAAAGGCUCCGUGCAAGUUGAAAACGGGUGUCAAUAAUUUUGACCCCUACCUUCUUGAGAAGAAAAUAUUACUUGUUAAACAAAAUCAUUUUUUCUGAGCAAUUAUAUUAGUAAAAAAUAAUAGAAUAUGUAUUUUAUAUAUAUAUAUAUAUAUAUAUAUAUAUAUAUAUAUAUAUAUAUAUAUAUAUAUAUAUAUACAGUUGAAGUUUACAUACACCUUAGCCAAAUACAUUUGAACUCAGUUUUUCACAAUUCCUGACAUUUAAUCCUAGUAAAAAUUCCCUGUUUUAGCUCAGUUAGGAUCACCACUUUAUUUUAAGAAUGUGAAAUGAUAGUAGAGAGUGAUUUAUUUCAGGUUUUAUUUCUUUCAUCACAUUCCCAGUGGGUCAGAAGUUUACAUACACUCAAUUAGUAUUUCGUAGCAUUGCCUUUAAAUUGUUUAACUUGGGUCAAACGUUUCGGGUAGCCUUCCACAAGCUUCUCACAAUAAAUUGGGUGAAUUUUGGCCCAUUCCUCCUGACAGAGCUGGUGUAACUGAGUCAGGUUUGUAGGCCUCUUUGCUCGCACACGCUUUUUCAGUUCUGCCCACAAAUUUUCUAUAGGAUUGAGGUCAGGGCUUUGUGAUGGCCACUCCAAUACCUUGACAUAACUAUGUCGAUAUAGGACUCGUUUUACUGUGGAUAUAGAUACUUUUGUACCUGUUUCCUCCAGCAUCUUCACAAGGUCCUUUGCUGUUGUUCUGGGAUUGAUUUGCACUUUUCGCACCAGAGUACGUUAAUCUCUAGGAGACAGAACGCUUCUCCUUCCUGAGCGGUAUGACGGCUGCGUUGUCCCAUGGUGUUUAUACUUGCGUACUAUUGUUUGUACAGAUGAACGUGGUACCUUCAGGCGUUUGAAAUUGCUCCCAAGGAUGAACCAGACUUGUGGAGGUCUACCAUUUUUUUUCUGAGGUCUUGGCUGAUUUCUUUUGAUUUUCCCAUGAUGUCAAGCAAAGAGGCACUGAGUUUGAAGGUAGGCCUUGAAAUACAUCCACAGGUACACCUCCAAUUGACUCAAAUGAUGUCAAUUAGCCUAACAGAAGCUUCUAAAGCCAUGACAUCAUUUUCUGGAAUUUUCAACUUAGUGUCUGUAAACUUCUGACCCACUGGAAUUGUGAUACAGUGAAAUAAUCUGUCCGUAAACAAUUGUUGGAAAAAUUACUUGUGUCAUGCACAAAGUAGAUGUCCUAACCGACUUGCAGUUUGUUAACCAAAAAUGUGUGGAGUGGUUGAAAAACAAGUUUAAAUGACUCAAACCUAAGUGUAUGUAAACUUCCGACUUCAACUGUGUGUAUGUGUAUAUAUACACUGCUCAAAAAAAUAAAGGGAACACUUAAACAACACAAUGUAACUCCAAGUCAAUCACACUUCUGUGAAAUCAAACUGUCCACUUAGGAAGCAACACUGAUUGACAAUAAAUUUCAACAACAUGCUGUUGUGCAAAUGGAAUAGACAACAGGUGGAAAUUAUAGGCAAUUAGCAAGACACCCCCAAUAAAGGACUGGUUUUGCAGGUGGUGACCACAGACCACUUCUCAGUUCCUAUGCUUCCUGGCUGAUGUUUUGGUAACUUUUGAAUGCUGGCGGUGCUUUCAUUCUAGUGGUAGUAUGAGACGGAGUCUACAACCCACACAAGUGGCUCAGGUAGUGCAGCUCAUCCAGGAUGGCACAUCAAUGCGAGCUGUGGCAAGAAUGUUUGCUGUGUCUGUCAGCGUAGUGUCCAGAGCAUGGAGGCGCUACCAGGAGACAGGCCAGUACAUCAGGAGAUGUGGAGGAGGCCAUAGGAGGGCAACAACCCAGCAGCAGGACUGCUACCUCCGCCUUUGUUCAAGGAGGAGCAGGAGGAGCCCUGCCAGAGCCCUGCAAAAUGACCUCCAGCAGGCCACAAAUGUGCAUGUGUCUGCUCAAACGGUCAGAAACAGACUCCAUGAGGAUGGUAUGAGGGCCCGACGUCCACAGGUGGGGGUUGUGCUUACAGCCUAACACCGUGCAGGACGUUUGGCAUUUGCCAGAGAACACCAAGAUUGGCAAAUUCGCCACUGGCGCCCUGUGCUCUUCACAGAUGAAAGCAGGUUCACACUGAGCACAUGUGACAGAGUCUGGAGACGCCGUGGAGAACGUUCUGCUGCCUGCAACAUCCUCCAGCAUGACCGGUUUGGCGGUGGGUCAGUCAUGGUGUGGGGUGGCAUUUCUUUGGGGGGCCGCACAGCCCUCCAUGUGCUCGCCAGAGGUAGCCUGACUGCCAUUAGGUACCGAGAUGAGAUCCUCAGACCCCUUGUGAGACCAUAUGCUGGUGCGGUUGGCCCUGGGUUCCUCCUAAUGCAAGACAAUGCUAGACCUCAUGUGGCUGGAGUGUGUCAGCAGUUCCUGCAAGAGGAAGGCAUUGAUGCUAUGGACUGGCCCGCCCGUUCCCCAGACCUGAAUCCAAUUGAGCACAUCUGGGACAUCAUGUCUCGCUCCAUCCACCAACGCCACGUUGCACCACAGACUGUCCAGGAGUUGGCGGAUGCUUUAGUCCAGGUCUGGGAGGAGAUCCCUCAGGAGACCAUCCGCCACCUCAUCAGGAGCAUGCCCAGGCGUUGUAGGGAGGUCAUACAGGCACGUGGAGGCCACACACACUACUGAGCCUCAUUUGACUUGUUUUAAGGACAUUACAUCAAAGUUGGAUCAGCCUGUAGUGUGGUUUUCCACUUUAAUUUUGAGGGUGACUCCAAAUCCAGACCUCCAUGGGUUGAUAAAUUUGAUUUCCAUUGAUAAUUUCUGUGUGAUUUUGUUGUCAGCACAUUCAACUAUGUAAAGAAAAAAGUAUUUAAUAAGAUUAUUUCAUUCAUUCAGAUCUAGGAUGUGUUAUUUUAGUGUUCCCUUUAUUUUUUUGAGCAGUGUAUAUAUUUUAUCAGUCAAAGGUUUGGAAUCACCUACUCAUUCAUUAUUUUUACUAUUUUCCACAUUGUAGAAUAAUAGUGAAGACAUUAAAACUAUGAAAUAACACAUAUGUCAUCAUGUAGUAACCAAAAAAGUGUUAAACAAAUCAAAAUAUAUUUGAGAUUCUUCAAAGUAGCCACCCUUUGCCUUGAUGACAGCUUUGCACAAUAUUGGCAUUCUCUAAACCAGCAUCAUGAGGUAGUCACCUGGAAUGCAUUUCAAUUAACAGGUGUGCCUUGUUGCAAGUUCAUUUGUGGAAUUUCCUUCCUUCUUAAUGCAUUUGAGCCAAUCAUUUGUGAUGUGACAAGAUAGGGAGGGUAAAAAAACAAGUCCGUAUUAUGGCAAGAACAGCUCAAAUAAGCCAAGAGACACGAAAGUCCAUCAUCACUUUAAGACAUGAAGGUCAGUCAAUCUGGAAAAUUUCAAGAACUUUGAAAGUUUCUUCAAGUGCAGUCACAAAGACCAUCAAGCACUAUGAUGAAACUGGCUCUCAUGAGGACCGCCACAGGAAAGGAAGACCCAGAGUGACCAGCCUCAGAAAUUGCAAGCUGUUUAAAGGCACAGUCAACUUAGUGUAUGUAAACUUCUGACCCACUGGAAUUGUGAUACAGUGAAUUAUAAGUGAAAUGAUCUGUCUGUAAACAAUUGUUGGAAAAAUUACUUGUGUCAUGCACAAAGUAGAUGUCCUAACUGACUUGCCAAAACUAUAGUUUGUUAACAAGAAAUUUGUGGAGUGGUUGAAAAACGAGUUUUAAUGACUCCAACCUAAGUGUAUGUAAACUUCCGACUUCAACUGUAUAUACAGUGGGGAGAACAAGUAUUUGAUACACUGCCGAUUUUGCAGGUUUUCCUACUUACAAAGCAUGUAGAGGUCUGUAAUUUUUAUCAUAGGUACACUUCAACGGUGAGAGACGGAAUCUAAAACAAAAAUCCAGAAAAUCACAUUGUAUGAUUUUUAAGUAAUUAAUUUGCAUUCUAUUGCAUGACAUAAGUAUUUGAUCACCUACCAACCAGUAAGAAUUCCGGCUCUCACAGACCUGUUAGUUUUUCUUUAAGAAGCCCUCCUGUUCUCCACUCAUUACCUGUAUUAACUGCACCUGUUUGAACUCGUUACCUGUAUAAAAGACACCUGUCCACACACUCAAUCAAACAGACUCCAACCUCUCCACAAUGGCCAAGACCAGAGAGCUGUGUAAGGAUAUCAGGGAUAAAAUUGUAGACCUGCACAAGGCUGGGAUGGGCUACAGGACAAUAGGCAAGCAGCUUGGUGAGAAGGCAACAACUGUUGGCGCAAUUAUUAGAAAAUGGAAGAAGUUCAAGAUGACGGUCAAUCACCCUCGGUCUGGGGCUCCAUGCAAGAUCUCACCUCGUGGGGCAUCAAUGAUCAUGAGGAAGGUGAGGGAUCAGCCCAGAACUACACAGCAGGACCUGGUCAAUGACCUGAAGAGAGCUGGGACCACAGUCUCAAAGAAAACCAUUAGUAACACACUACGCCGUCAUGGAUUAAAAUCCUGCAGCGCACGCAAGGUCCCCCUGCUCAAGCCAGCGCAUGUCCAGGCCCGUCUGAAGUUUGCCAAUGACCAUCUGGAUGAUCCAGAGGAGGAAUGGGAGAAGGUCAUGUGGUCUGAUGAGACAAAAAUAGAGCUUUUUGGUCUAAACUCCACUCGCCGUGUUUGGAGGAAGAAGAAGGAUGAGUACAACCCCAAGAACACCAUCCCAACCGUGAAGCAUGGAGGUGGAAACAUCAUUCUUUGGGGAUGCUUUUUUGCAAAGGGUACAGGAUGACUGCACCGUAUUGAGGGGAUCUUGGCCGGGGCCAUGUAUCGCGAGAUCUUGGCCAACAACCUCCUUCCCUCAGUAAGAGCAUUGAAGAUGGGUCGUGGCUGGGUCUUCCAGCAUGACAACGACCCGAAACACACAGCCAGGGCAACUAAGGAGUGGCUCUGUAAGAAGCAUCUCAAGGUCCUGGAGUGGCCUAGCCAGUCUCCAGACCUGAACCCAAUACAAAAUCUUUGGAGGGAGCUGAAAGUCCGUAUUGCCCAGCGACAGCCCAGAAACCUGAAGGAUCUGGAGAAGGUCUGUAUGGAGGAGUGGGCCAAAAUCCCUGCUGCAGUGUGUGCAAACCUGGUCAAGACCUACAGGAAACGUAUGAUCUCUGUAAUUGCAAACAAAGGUUUCUGUACCAAAUAUUAAUUUCUGCUUUUCUGAUGUAUCAAAUACUUAUGUCAUGCAAUAAAAUGCACAUUAAUUACUUAAAAAUCAUACAAUGUGAUUUUCUAGAUUCCGUCUCUCACAGUUGAAGUGUACCUAUGAUAAAAAUUACAGACCUCUACAUGCUUUGUAAGUAGGAAAACCUGCAAAAUCGGCAGUGUAUCGAAUACUUGUUCUUCCCACUGUAUGUGUGUGUGCGUGUGUGUAUAUAUAUAUAUAUAUAUAUAUAUAUAUAUAUAUAUAUAUAUAUAUAUAUAUAUAUAUAUAUAUAUAUAUAGAGCCAUGUUAUUUUUACUCAUUCUUUUUAUUUUUAUUCCUUAUUCACUGUGCAUUUAUUUCUUGUCACUUAAUUUUUUAUUUGAUUUUUUCUAUCUUGUUGGAAAAGGACCCGUAAGUAAACAUUUCACUGUUAGUCUACACCUGUUGUCUACGAAGCAUGUGACAAAUUACCUUUUUUUGGGGGGGGGGAUUAUUUAGUUCUCAAAAUCUGUAGUAGACAAACCAGUUUACAUGUAUAGUCUAAUCUAUAGGUUUACCAAACGUUUAAAUGAUCAUCCAUUAAGAGCAGUCGAAUUAAGUAAUAGUAAAAUGUAUUUUAACAAAAUAGAAGAGAAUCAUAUCAAAAGUAAUCUGAGCAUUGCAUUGUGAAAGGCAAUUACUUUAUAUGAACAUGUAUUGCAAUGUGACACUAAGUUUGAUGAAAAAGUGACUGAAUGAUUUUGUGUGUUCUACUUAGUUAAUUCACAAUGUGCUUAGAGUUUUGAAACAACUGCCUUUUUGAUUAUCUGUUUUGAGUUUUGAACUAAGAGUUGUGAAACUGCACCACAUACUUGUAAAAAUUGCACCAAAGCGAUAAAAUAACUAACAGUGAACAAUUGCAUGCACUUAUUAUAAUGACUAUAUAUUAGGUUAGAUUACAUAAAUGCAUUCUGUCUAUUGUAUUUCGACACGAGGUAGAGAAUAAGGCCAGAAGCAUAGCUUUGUCCCCAGAUUAACUCAUAUUUUUCCUAACUUUUUUAAUAGAAUUUUCAUCCCUUCAAAGACCACAAAAGAUGUAUGUGACAGAAAGUCCCCUGUGGUGGAUUUGUUUAGUGUUGGUGUUAUUCAUAUUAUGCUCUCGAUAGAGUUCCAAAAUUCCGUGAACUUUAAAUAAAUUCCCAGCUUUUCCUGAAAUCCCGGUUGGAGAGCACAGGAGGGAAUAAACAGGAAAUCCGUAAUCCCCCAACCAGGAUUUCUGGAAAACCUGGGAAUUUAUUGAAAAUUCCUGGAAUUUUGCAACUCUAGCUCUUGAUGAGUGACCCCUCACCUAAUGUUACGGUGGGGUUGUCUCUGCCUGCAGGUUUGGCUCAGUGGCGUGUGGUGUGGGUCAGGAGCUCUAUGUGUUUGGAGGCGUGAGGAGCCGUGACUCCGACAACCCAGAAUCCAGCCCCAUGACCACCUGCAAGUCAGAGUUUUUCCAUGAUGAGAUGAAAAGGUCAAUAAUAGGGCUUACUUUGAUCAAAUAUUUCCUUGUUUUAAUUUAUGCAUUAGCCAGAACGGUUAUAGACUGGGGUGUAUCCUCGUUACCUAAAGACGAAGAGACCUUAUAUUUACUGUGUUUGUAGAUGAGUAAAAAAACUUUAAAGCAUUAUUUUAUUUUUUGGGCCCAACCACACUGUGUCCAGAUGGAUGUACCUGGACGACCAGAAUCUCUGUGUUCAGACCAGUUCCUCCUUUGUGUAUGGAGCUGUCCCCAUUGGAGUCAGCAUUUAUGUGGUGGGAGACCUAGACACUGGUGAGUUAAAGGCUGUGCCAAUAGAAAUGUAAAUAUUAUGAUAUGUUAUGUAAUGGACUCCUGAAGCACAUUACAACAACUUGGCAAACAUUUGCAAAUACAAGUUACUGUUUGUGUGUACUGUGUAAUGUAUAUAUUUAUCUCUAAAGGUGUGUGUGUGUGUGUACAGCUGGCGGUCCCCUGAGGGCAAUAUGAAUGUAUAUUUUCCUCCCUCUGCGUAGGUACAACCUAUGACUAUGUGAGGGAAUUCCGUCGUAGCUCGGGGACGUGGCACCGCACCAAGCCCAUGCUGACAUCUGAUCUGUGCAAGACGGGCUGUGCAGCUCUGCGUAUCGCUAACUGCAAACUGUUCCGUCUGCAGCUGAAGCAGGGCCUGUUUAGACACAGGGUCCCAUUGUCAUAGAAUGGCACUCCUUUAGGUGCUCUGUCCACGCUCAUCUUUUUGGCUAUGGGCACAGCAAUGGGACGUAAGAAUGGAGGUUGAAGAAGGGACCCUCAAAUGGGAAUGUUUGGAGUAUUUAUCUGCAUAUUUUGCUGGCUUUCUUAGGGUUCAUCAGGGUAUUAUUGUAUAUGGGAUCUUGCUUGAAGAGGGAUCGCUUUUUAAACAUGGCCUUAUUUUAUUGCAAUUUAACAGUGGGAAUGAUUUGUAAAUAUGUUUUACUGACAUUCUCCAUUCGUUUACUAUGUUUUUGCUGCUGCUUGGUGGGUUUUAGAGAAUGUAACACUAAUUUUAAGGGGUCAAAAGCAAUAAU
Messenger RNA from Coregonus sp. 'balchen', 15390 nucleotides. NCBI's taxonomy places the organism in Eukaryota, Metazoa, Chordata, Actinopteri, Salmoniformes, Salmonidae. The record is from the annotation of a GenBank genome assembly.